AUGAUGUAUUUGAAUAAAAUCUGUUCAAGUCCAACUAAUAAUACAAGUGAAAAAGUAUCAUCCACGAAUACAUUUGAUAUUGAACUUCAACAUCUACAACCAAGACGAAGACAAACAAUAAAUUAUUAUCAUGACAAUGAUGAUAAUAAUAAGGAUCAAUAUUAUGCAUCUACUAGACAUUCAAUACCAGCAAAACAACAAGAAUUCUAUUCAUCCAAAUCUGAUCAAUUAUCAUCAAUACAUAAUACUGCCGAACUUCCAAGAGAUACUUCGGCUAUAUCAUCUACUGAUCCUAUUCUGAUAUCUCCAUUACCCUUAGUUGUCGAGAAGAAGAAUUUAUCACUAAUGAUUCGAUCUAUUUUAUCUGGUCUUAUACUUAUCCUUCUUCCUGUUGCAUUGCUCAGCGGAACUAUUUUCCGAUUCUCUUUUAUCUCAUUUAUCUAUGGUGUUCUUCUACUUAUUAUUCCAUGGUUGGGUACAAUUAACAGAGAAAAUAUUCGAACUCGUUAUCGUUUAUUAACUCUUGCUGCUGGUCUUAUUAGUCUCCUCGCUAUUAUUGCUCAAAUAAUCUUUCAAUCAAUUCUUCUUGCCAAUAAACCCUAUGGUCAUACGCUUAACAAUUGUACUAUAACUACUGAGAUUCUUCAAUAUUUUGGUUUAGAACGUUUGGAUAAUUCUAAUGUUAUCCGAAUCGUACGAUUAAUCGUUCCUGAUGUUGUCAUAUUCGUUUUAUCGACAAUUUGUUUUUUUGUUAUCCGACGUACGUUAAUACUCUUAAGACGACGUCAAAGAAGUGAACUUCAAACUUCCAUAGCAUCCGAUGUAAUAAAUAGUUUACCAUCAAUGGAUAGUAGUACGAGUACAACAACUAAAAGAAGCUCUUGGCCACGAUUAUUAUCAAUAGUAAGACGUAUACGUCUAUUUAUUCAAUUUAUUAUUGUCGGUUUUGCUGCAUUUGUUUAUCCAAGUAUAAUCAAUUCCAUAUAUUUUAUUUUCUUUCUUAUUAUUGCUUUUGUAUGGUCAUUAUCUGUUAAAUUUGGUAAAAAAUAUGAAUUAGUUCGUGCUUUAUUAGUCAUUUAUACGGGCAUGCAUUUACUUAUUCUUUACCUAUAUCAAUUUACAUUUUUUCAAGAAGCUUUACCACCAUUAUCAUUAUGGAGCAAUAUCACAGGUUUAACAGCAAUUGUAAUAAUAAAUAAUUGUACAGAAAAUGAACCAUAUGUUGCAACUAAUCUUGCAUGGAAUGAUUAUAUUAAUCCAUGUGCAAUUUUGCUUCUUUAUUUUUAUUUUGCUUUUGAAACAAAUCGAGCACUUUUUCAACGAAAAAUACAAUCGAAUACAACAACCGUACAAUCUCUUGAACAACAGAGUUUAGUUGCCACUAUCGACAGACCAGAUACAUUAGAACAAAGUUCUCGAAGUUUACAACCUCGAUGGAGUUUAGAUCAAUCUAGUGAUCAAACAUGGCAAGGACGAAUAAUUUUUGUCAUAUUAUCGUUGCUUCGUGUAUUAGAACGGCAAAGUUAUUUAUUAUCAUUAAUUGCUAUGCUGGCAUGGAGUAUAACAUUUCAUAGUUUAUUAACAUUAAUAUUUCUUAUUUGGGCAUGUCUUCUUUGGGUAUUACCCAAUUCACGAAAAUGGUGUUUGAGAAUGAGUCCAUUUUUUACACUUUAUGGUGGAAUAUUAUUAAUAUUACAAUAUAUAAGUGGUUUUCGAAUAAGUUAUGAUCAAUUUAAAUUUUCUUAUGAUCGUCGUACAAUGGAACAAAUUGGUAUUCGAACAAAUGAUUAUUAUCCAGCAUUUAUUCCAUUACUUAUUAAAUCAUUGUAUAUGAUGAUUUUUUGGUUAACACUCCGACAAUAUAUAAAUGAAAGACGAAGUCUUAAUGCUCCAUCAACUGAAGGUCAUCGACUCAGUAUAUCAGCAGAUUCAUAUGGUGGACGGCUGGGACAAUGGUUUAUUAAUUUUUUAACAAAAUAUUGGAUAUUUGUUUCAUGUGGAAUGAUUUUAAUUGUUAGUAUUCGGGGUACUGUGGUGAUCUAUCGAAUAAUCUAUAUGGUCUUUUAUUUAUUCUUCAUACUUUCAUUUCAAAUUUCAUUUGGUUUUUGGCGAAGAACAGCAUCUACAUUUCAUUUAACGAUUAUUAUCUAUUCAAUGAUUAUUUUAAUUGGAUUAUAUAUUUAUCAAUUUGAAGUAGUUAAUGUAUUUUUAUCGGCAAGACUUAGUGAAGAAUUACUUACAUCAAUUGGACUUGAAGUUGUUCGAUCAGAUGUUUUGGCUGUUAGAUUACUGACACCAAGUGCAUUUCUUAUUAUUAAUAUAAUGCAAUUAUAUUAUUUUCAUUCUGGUUGGAUGGAUUUAAUUACAAUGCCCAGUGAUAAAAAUAUUCAAGGUACAGCAAAUGGCACAUUACAAGAUAUUCAUGCAUACGCCAAAGAAAAUACUAAAAAUUUAAAUAGUCCUCAUAGUCAACAAAUAUUAAAAAGUGAACCAAAAACUUGGCAAGAAUCUUUAUACAAAUUUUAUUUUCGAGCAAAUCGUUUAUAUAAAAAAAUAGUUUAUUAUAGUUGGCGUUUUGCUGAAUUACAUUCAUAUAAACUUGUUCUUUUUAUAAUGGUUCUUGUUGCUGUACUUAACGUUUGUGCAUAUAAUAUAUCAUUAAUUAUUUUAACAAUAAUUGGUUUAAUAUUAUUACGUCUUCGAUUAUUAAUUAGUUUAUUAACAUUAAUUAUUACUGGUCUUUAUAUUCUUGCAUCGAUGUGUUAUCAAUUAGAAAUAGUAAAACAACUAAUAGCUGAAAAAGAUAUUUUUGUUAAGAAUUGUUCUCAAAUUCCUUCAAAUGAAACACUUGAUUCAAAUUCUAAUAUAAUUCCUAAUGAUACAGCAAAAUGGUUUGGUCUUGAAUUAACAACAAAUAUUGAUCGAUUUGUUGGAAUGUAUAUAUUAUUGACAAUUGUUUUAACAUUUGAUGCAAUUGUACGAUAUCGACAAAGACAUCGUCGUUUAACAUUAUCAGUUCAUUUUAAUGUUCAUAUUAUUGAAAAUCGUUUUCCAAUUUUAUUUGAACCAUUUGCAUUAAAAAAUCUUCAUGAUGAUACUUAUCAAUAUGAUAUUAGUAGUUAUCAACAAGCUGAUCGAGGUGUAAUUAAUUUUUUAAAAUAUUUAAUUAAUUUUCUUUUCUAUCGAUUUGGUUUGGAAAUAUGUUAUGUAACAACAGUAAUUGUUAUUGGUGUUCGUCUUGAUAUAAUAGCUGUUCUUUAUGCAAUAUGGCUUGGUCUAUUUUUAAUUUCAAGUCGACGAUUCAUUAAACGUAUAUGGCCUAUUUAUAUUUUCUUUCAGAUUAUUUUGUAUUCAGUACAAUAUUUGAGUGUUGUUGGUGCACCACCAAUUCUUUGUUUUGAAUAUCCAUGGACAAAUGUUAAUAUACGGGGUUGGUCACAAUUAAAACUUUGGCUUUAUUUACCUGAUUAUAUAGAACGACCAUUAGCAACUCAAUUAAUUACUGAUUUUUUUCAAUUUUUAUUUGCUUGUCAACAAUGGAAUGUAUUUGCAUAUGAAACUAAUGAAAAAGAUCAUGUAUAUGCUGAUGCUGGUGGAUCAAAUCGUGAAAUAAUCUAUGAUGAUGAUGUUUAUAAAAAUAAUCCAACAUGGGAUUUUGUAACAAAUAAACGACAUUGGCUUGAUCAUAUAAAAUAUGCUAUAUUUAUGUAUGGUGUAUGGAGUGUUUUAGCAAUUGUUUAUCUUGCUGGUACAACACGUAUUAGUUUACUUGGUCUUGGUUAUCUUAUUGCAUGUUUUUAUUUUCUUUGGUAUGGUCAAGAUUUUUUAACAAAACGAGUUACGGUUAUGAUUCGAUUAUGGAAUUAUUUAAUUUAUUAUUGUUUUUUGGUAAUAUUUGUAAAAACAUGUUUACAGGUGGUGGUUUGUAUAUUUCUUUAUCCAUCGUCAACUUGUACGAUGGCAUCACGCACAUCUGUAUUUUGCACAUUAGUCGAUUUGUUUGUACCAUGCUUAAAAUCUAAUUUUAAACCUUCAAAUAAUUGUCCUGGAUCCUCUAAUGGUACUAAUGAACAAUGUGAUCGUAAUGCUGCCGAUGCCAGUCUUUUUAUGGAUGGUGUUUGUAUGAUAUUUUUAUUAUUACAAAAACGUAUAUUUGGUAGUUAUUAUUGGGAACAUAUUGUAACUGAACUUCGUUCUCAAGCUAAAUUAGCUAGUCAAGGUGCUGCUUUAUUUAAUGAAAUAUCACGUAAACGAAUAGAAGAAGAUCGUCAACGUGAAGAAGAAACUGUAUCAAAAAUAACUCGAAAUUUAAAACGUAUUAAAGAACAACAAUUAAAAUUAAAUGAAUCAAAUAGUAAAAAUGCUUCAGUACUUAUGGAAACAUCUGAACAUUUUGAAGCUAUUCGAUCGGGUGAUUAUUAUAUGUUUGAAUAUGAAUCAGACGAACAAGAUGUUGAUGAAGAAAAACAAGAUGAAGUUACUGUUGCUCAAGAACAGAUUUUUCAAGUUUUAGCAGCAAAUGAUAAAGAUGAAAUUGUUGCUGACACUACUCAAAAACCUCGGACAUCAUCUAUUAUUGAAUUAGAUACUCAAAAAUUAACUACAGCAUCAUCAACUCCUCCAUCACUAGCAAGAACAACGACUGAGGUAAUACCAACUUCACCAACUCCCGAACAAGUAACAUCUUCUGUUGAACCUAAAGAAGAAAAAUCUGAAACAAAAUUGAGAUUAAUUUUAAUUAAAAUUCGUUUAAUUAUUUGCAUUAUUGUUGAUUAUUUUAUUGAUUUCUUUAAUCGAAAUUCACGUGAUUAUCGAGAAGUUUCAAAUAAAUUAGCUGAAAUGAAAUCUCAAGAUAAAAUUUUUCAACAUGAACGUAUGCGAAUGGAAACAAGUACUGAUCAAACGUCAGUCAUCAAUGUUGAUCAAAUGGCUAUUGGUGAUCAUCUAAAUCAAAAUGUUCAUGUUCGAAACAUAUCUCAAUCAAGUGAUUUAAGUCAACGUUCACGUCUUUAUCGUUUAUUCGAUUCUUUAUUUUAUUUUGCUAUGUCUCGAUCUGAACUUUUAUGUUAUUCAACUAUGGUACUAAAUCAUUUAACAUCAGGUACACUUUUAUCAAUGCCAUUACCAUUAUCAAUAUUUCUUUGGGCUACAUUAUCACAUCGACCAUCACGAAAUUAUUGGAUUACUGUUUUAACAUAUACAGAAGCAAUGAUUGUAGUUAAAUAUAUAUUUCAAUUUCAAUUUUAUCCAUGGUAUGCUAAUGCAGCAGAUGUUCGUCCAUUAGCUGCAAUAAAUAUUAUUGGAAUUAAUCGAAAAGAAAAUGCAGCGUCAUUUGUUGAUUUAUUUUUACUUUUAUCUUUAUUUCUUCAUCGAUCGAUUUUAAAACAACUCGGACUUUGGAAAGCAGACCAAAAAACACCAAAUAAUUCAAUGAUUUCAGAUGCUGAUCUUAGUGAACAACAACAACAACAAGAAUCCAUUAAUCCAUUAGAAACAACACGAAUAAAAAGAUUUAUAUACAACAUGAGAGAUACUUAUUUUAUGAAACCAGUUCUAAAAUUUUAUCGUCAACUUAAACAAGCAUUAUUUGUUCGUGAUGUUUAUGCACCAAUGUUCUUUUGUGAUUUUAUUAAUAUGAUUCUUGUUAUUUUCUUCUAUAGUCGAUUUGGUGAACGAAGUGGUGGAAAUGUUGUACAAACAAUACAAGAAAAUAAAGUUCCUGUAGCUUUUCUUGUUAUAUUAUUAGUUCAAUUUAUAUUAAUUAUAAUUGAUCGUGCACUUUAUUUACGUCGUAAUGUACGUGGUAAAUUAUUCUUUCAAUUAUUUCAAGUUAUAGCUGUACAUAUAUGGUUAUUUUUUGUUUUACCUGGAAUAACACGAAUGAAAUUUCAAGAUAAUGUUGCCGCUCAAUUUUGGUAUAUAUUCAAAUGUAUUUAUUUUGGUUAUUCAUCAGUACAAGUACGAUUAGGUUAUCCAAAACGUAUUGCAGGAAAUUUUCUUAUGAAACGUUUUAAUUAUCUUAAUCAAAUAUUAUAUCGAAUUUAUUUAUUAAUUCCAUUCUUGCUUGAAUUACGAACAAUUAUGGAUUGGAUGUUUACAGAUACGGCACUUGGUUUAACAAAUUGGUUACAAUUAGAAGAUAUUUAUUCAAAUACUUAUUUACUUAAAUGUGCAAGAUGGGCAGAAAAAAAAUAUCCAACAGAACGGGGUGUUCCUCGAACAAAAGUAGCGAAAUAUGGUGUUGGUGGUUCAUUAUUAGCUUUAUUAAUUUUAUUAAUAUGGUUUCCAUUAUUGUUCUUUUCAUUCACUUCAUCAUUUUAUCAACCAAAUCCACCAACAGAAGUUAGCGUUGAAAUUAAAUUAGGUGGUUAUUUGCCAAUCUAUCAAAUGACAGCCCAAGAUACUGAUUUACGUGCAUUUACAUCUGCUGAUUAUAAUGGUUUACGUACAGCAAUUUAUUUACCAAAUCGCGAACCAGCAACUGAAGAUGCUGCUUAUGGAUUUCUACGUGACUUUAAUCCGGAUGAUAUUCGUUGUGUAAAUUUAUUUUCAACAAGUGUUGAUAUAUGGGACACAAGUCAACCCAUACGUGAUAUUGUUGUAAAUAAUUUACGAUCAAAUAAUACAGUACCGGUACGAUUUUCAUAUACAAUAACACGUAAUCCACCAAAUCAAGAUGAUUCAGAAGAUAUUACAGCAGUUGUGACAGGUGAAAAUACAGUGGAUAUUACAGUAGAAGAUCAACAAACUCGCAACGCACUUAUUGAAAUACUUAAUGGAACUUUUAAUUCACAAACAUCAACAACAUUCACCAUUCGUAAUUUAAUGCCACGAUUUUUACAUGUUAGACCAAAAGCAAAACCAGAGAAUAUUGAAGCAUUCAGGAGAGUUUUUCCAACGGAAUAUUAUGCUAAUAUAACAAUGGGUCUUAAUCAAACAAGAUCAAUACCAAAUAGUACUGAAGUUUGGUGGGAAAUGUCUGAAAAUCGAGUAGGAUAUAGAGUUUCUCCAUCAUGUUCAUCUUCCAGUGAAAAUUAUUUGACUAUGAUUUUGUUCAAUGAUAAAAUUUCACCAGCUAACAUUUCAUUUCUUACUCGUUAUGGUAUUAUUGGUAUCUACAUUUCAAUUGUUUCUGUUGUUGCAUCUUUUAUUCGUGGUCAAUUAUUUGGUACAGCGAAUACAAUUAUGUUUGAUGAAUUACCACAAGUUGAUGCAUUGUGGCAUUUUUUGAAUGAUAUUAAUCUAUUACGAACUGUUCAUGAAUAUGCAAUUGAAAAUGAUUUUUUUGAUCGUUUAAUUUAUAUCUAUCGUAGUCCACAAUUGAUUAUUGGUCUAUAUACAACAUUUGUAAUUGUUGUUGCACGAUUGUUACGUACGAUCUUGCAAACAAGUCAAACAAUUAUGUUUAAUGAACUACCAAGUGUUGAUCAUUUUUGGCAUCUUUUACGAGAUAUCUAUUUGGUUCGAGAAUAUAAUAUGUUACGUAUUGAAGAACAACUAUUUGCUAAAGUUAUUUUCUUAUUUCGUUCACCAGAAACACUUAUAAAAUUUACAAGACCAAAAAUAGAUUAA
Messenger RNA from Rotaria sordida, 7572 nucleotides. The record is from the annotation of a GenBank genome assembly. NCBI's taxonomy places the organism in Eukaryota, Metazoa, Rotifera, Eurotatoria, Philodinida, Philodinidae.